Labrus mixtus (cuckoo wrasse) is the source of this 1149-nucleotide messenger RNA. RefSeq lists its product as uncharacterized. The record is from RefSeq and is a predicted model, not a curated record. Gene Ontology annotation, biological process: signal transduction. NCBI's taxonomy places the organism in Eukaryota, Metazoa, Chordata, Actinopteri, Labriformes, Labridae. The transcript has a single exon. The coding region runs from base 40 to 858 and encodes 272 amino acids.
CUUCCUGUUCUUCCUCUGUCAGACCAAUCAGAGGCUGUCAUGCUCUCCAUGCAGCGGAGCCGCCGCCUCCUUUUCGUCCUCAGUCCGGACUUCCUGGCAGAAAAGAGCUUCAGCCUGCUGGAGUGUCGUCUGGGUCUGUACCUCCAACACGGCCUCCAGGCCUCCAUCGUCACCGUGGUGUUCCGUUCCGUCAGCAAGCUGCCCUGUGUGGAGGUGGCUCAGCUCCGGCACGCCGCCAACACCUCGGUCACAUGGAGAGGGAGUCGGUCUGAAGCGCCGCGCUCACGCUUCUGGCUGCGGCUGAGGCUGGCGCUGCCAGUGCGGCCGCUCGCUCUGGGCCGGAGGAUGAUUGACAGCACGUCGUCUCACUCCGACCUCGCUGCUCUGGCGCUCCAGAGAGUCCACAGGAUCCACAACCAGAACCAGGAAGGCAGUGCCAAUCAGAGCCGCAGAAACAGGCGACUGUCAGCCAAUCAGAGCCGAAGAUACAGGCAGGCCCCGCCCACUAGGAGGGGAGGGAUGAAGAGGUGGAACACAUGCAGGGAGGACGGGUCACAGCACAGCGGGAGAUGCUCAGGGUGCACUGGGAUCGUUGAUCAGGUGGAGGACAGGGGGGCGGAGCUAACUGUGGAAACUGAAAUGCUGCAGGUGUCACAUGACAGGACUGACAUCCAGUCAGAUCCUGUUCCUGAAACAAAGCCCACCCCACAUCCUGACCCCGCCCAGGAACCUUCCCCAACACCUGACCCUGACCUGGCUUCAGACUCCGCCCCCUCACUCUGCCAACAUAACGAUGACAUCAUAAAACACAAGCAACAACAGCAGCUGCAGGUGAUUGGUUCGGCUGAGGAACUAUGAUGUCAUCAGGAUCAGGGGCGGGACUCCUGUUACAUUCAAGCAGCAACAUAGCUCCGCCCUUUAUAUUUACCCCGCCCCUUUAACACUGACGCUCUGAUGGACACAUUUAACACAGACUUUGAGGAAUGCUGCAUUCAGGGUACAAGAGGAAAAUCGUAAAACUAAGCCUUAAAAUAUGCAAACUAUUCUGAUGAAUUCUUCCAGAACAAUCGUCCUCCUGAUGGUUCUUCUUCUCUCAGACUCUUCACCGACUCUGCACCUUCACAACAUGAAGUUUGUCCUGAAGGGGCU